AUGUCACAACUUCAGUUCAAAGAUGGAGAAACUUCCACCAAAGAUGUUGCAAAGUCCAUCAAUGCAAAUGUAGCAUUGAAUAGCAACUCCGGGUCGCCAACAGAUAUUGAAAAGUCUGUCGGAAAGGGUACUCAUGCUACAAAGCCGGACAAGCAACGCUUCCCAGAAACAAAUCUCAGCGAAGGCAUCGUUGGCUGGGAAGGGCAAGAUGACCCCGAGAACCCUCAAAACUUUCCGUCAAGUCGUAAAUGGGGGUUGUUGGCGUUGAUGGCCGGCAUCACUUUCGUCUCGCCGCUCGCGUCCAGCAUGCUGUCGCCCGCUACCGAGUAUGUCGGGGCCGAUUUCGGGGUCACCAAUGAAGCUAUACUUUCCUUUACUGUGAGCAUCUACUUGCUAGGCUAUGCAUUUGGUCCCCUCUUACUUGCGCCUCUAAGUGAGAUCUACGGUCGUCGAAUUGUUCUCAGCAGUGCAAACUGGUUCUUCGUUGUAUGGCAAAUCGGUUGCGCCAAAGCCCCGAAUAUUGCAAGUCUGAUUGUGUUCCGGCUUCUUUGUGGUGUGGGCGGCUCUGGGUGUUUGACUCUGGGAGCCGGCGUUAUCGCCGACCUUUUUCCCAUCGAGAGCCGUGGCUUAGCAACAUCUCUCUGGAGCAUGGGACCUUUGCUGGGCCCUGUAGUAGGACCGAUAUGCGGAGGUUUCAUGAGCGAGACUGUGGGCUGGCGCUGGGUGUUUUGGGUUCUCUUGAUCGUUGGAGGAAUCACCUCUGCUGGCAUUGAGAUUCUCAACCGCGAGACCUACGCUCCGGUACUCAUUCAAUGGAAAACGAAGCGCCUCGCGAAUGAGCUUGGCAGAGAAGAUCUCCGCAGCGUUUAUGCAAAGGUGGGAGCCGAUACAUCUCUCUUGACCAAGCUGAGAGCCGGCAUGAUACGGCCAAUUCUCUUGUUCUGCAAGUCUCCCAUCGUCUUUCUUCUCUCAACAUAUCUGGCAUUAGAGUACGGGCUACUCUAUCUUUUCUUCACUACAAUUCCUUCCGUGUUCAAGGACAAAUAUGGCUUCUCGACUGGUUUAUCAGGGUUGGCCUACUUGGGCAUUGGCAUCGGCUUCAUGGCUGGACUAAUACUGACUGCCCUCACCAACGAUCGGAUAAUGGCAAAAAUGGCACGGCGGAACGGCGGCAAAUUCGAACCGGAGAUGAGGCUGCCAAUGAUGAUCUUUUACGCCGCCUUUUGUCCCAUCAGCUUCUUCUGGUACGGUUGGACGACCGACAAAGGCGUUCAUUGGAUUGUACCCAUGAUCGGAAUGGUACCGUUCGGCUUCGGGUUGAUGGGCUUAUAUCUCCCCAUUCAGACGUACAUCAUCGAUUCAUACCCGACUCAUGCGGCAUCAGGCAGCGCUGCACUUGUCGCUUCUCGAUCGCUACUGGGCGCUCUGCUUCCACUUGCUGGUCCAAGGCUCUUUGCAUCACUCGGUCUUGGGUGGGGAAAUUCUUUGCUGGGCUUCAUUUCAAUAGCAUUCAUUCCCGUACCCAUCAUCUUUUCUAGAUACGGAAAAACCAUCCGUGAAAAGUAUCCGGUACAGCUUUAA
Molecule: messenger RNA, 1581 nt
Organism: Trichoderma gamsii
Lineage: Eukaryota; Fungi; Ascomycota; Sordariomycetes; Hypocreales; Hypocreaceae
Product: major facilitator superfamily transporter
Exons: 2
Coding region: 1-1581 (526 amino acids)
Biological process (GO): transmembrane transport
Cellular component (GO): membrane
Molecular function (GO): transmembrane transporter activity
Source: RefSeq, a predicted model, not a curated record